Zophobas morio is the source of this 3136-nucleotide messenger RNA. It is a transcript of the gene 5PtaseI, whose product is annotated as Inositol polyphosphate-5-phosphatase type I. The record is from RefSeq and is a predicted model, not a curated record. Gene Ontology annotation, biological process: phosphatidylinositol dephosphorylation. The transcript is spliced from 8 exons. NCBI's taxonomy places the organism in Eukaryota, Metazoa, Arthropoda, Insecta, Coleoptera, Tenebrionidae. Bases 531 to 2366 code for a protein of 611 amino acids. Gene Ontology annotation, molecular function: inositol-polyphosphate 5-phosphatase activity.
CCUAACUCUGAUAGGUAAUAAGAUCAACACGCUUUAAAUUUUCACGUAUGAGUUUGAAAAUCAAAAAGCACCGUUUUCGCGAUAUAUUUAAUUUUGCAUGAGUAGUUUACGAUCAGUACUGACUGAUUCAUGUCGGCAACAUAACCUCAAAUAUCAUACACUUGAGUGCUUCUUCCUUCCUUCCCUUGAAAAAUAUUUAUAAUGAAAAGGUGUCAAUCCCCUUAAGCCCUAUAAUCCGAGAUUACCAAAAGAAAACAAAUCAAUACAGUUUGGUUUUUGCGUAUGCGCAGGCGCGCCAUGGUACUGGACAAAACAUCAAUUUGACACAAGAAUCGGUGUAAAUUCAGAUCUAAAUAGAAUCAUUAAAAAUAGAAUUGUCCCAACCUCUGCGUUUCUAAUUAAAAUGUGUAGAAGCGUCGCUAUUAAAUCGCCCAAAUUUACAAAAUGUACGUACGUCAAGUUUUCUAAUACGUAAAUUGACUUCACCACUAUUUUUAAAUAUCAAAAACUAGUCUCUUUAAAUCGAAAUAAUGGGCUCGCCGUCGAUUCAAGCUUUACUAGUCACAGCAAACGUGGGAUCGAUUUUUGAAGACCCUUCAGAAAUGCUCAAGAUUUGGACCGAAGAAUUCCUUUCAACCGUCGCUCGAUUAGAUCCGAAAUUCAUCGCUUUACACUGUCAGGAAGUCGGCGGGAAGAACUACGAAAACAGCAUGAAACAUGUUGAGCAUUUUGUCAAGUUACUCAUGUCUAGUAAUGAAUUGAGGCUCUUUGAUAAAAUUAGGGUGUUUUUGGACGAAGAUUACAGCUCAGCUGAAAAUUUUACCGCUUUGGGUAAUCUCUACUUUAUUCACGAAUCAAUUGAAAAUGUACAAAUUUGGGAUUUUAACGACACGAAAUUUACGCCAGUUCAUGGUGAAGAAAUCUACUCAGGUAACAUCGAGGCUGUGGUGUUUAAAGAAAAAGCAAAGUUCCCGCAGGACUUUUUCCCUGAGUGUAAAUGGUCCAGAAAAGGUUUUAUGCGGACCCGCUGGUCUCUCAACGGAUCCGUUUUGGAUUUAAUUAAUAUUCAUUUAUUUCAUGACGCGUCAAAUUUUAUUGCCAUGGAGUCUUAUCCUUCCGUGUAUUGCAAGAAUCGUCGUCGAGCCCUCGAACACACUUUGCAAAGAUUUCAUAACGAUCGGUACGGAAAAGCGCCGUAUUUCGUUUUUGGGGAUUUUAAUUUUAGGACGGAUACCGAAAGCGUUAUUAAAAAACUGACGGAAGGGCUGACCACCACCAGACUACAAAAUAACAAAAAUAAUGAUCACACAAAACUCCAGUUCGCUAACGAGGAGAGCGAAUUAGUUCUUACAGUUGGGAAAAAAGAAUUCAACCAUUUGGACCACCAGAAGGUGUUUCUGACGCCGUCACCCACAUGGUUAAAAAGUUUUGACAAGGAGCUGGAAGCCUUUGACAAAUACCUCACAGAAUAUUCAAUUUCCUUCCCUCCAUCGUACCCCUUUGAGGAAAAAAUUUCUCACGCAAGAAGCUACAUGCAGACAAGAUGUCCAGCGUGGUGCGAUCGAGUUUUAUUAAGUCACACUGCCAAACAGUUGGUGAAUGAAGAGGAGAGAGUGGAGUAUGGGCUCAUGGGUUUGGAUACCUGCAUGGGGGAUCAUAAGCCGGUUUACCUCCGUCUGGAGCUGAAACCCAACACAGGUACGCUAAAAUGUUGCGAGCACGCACGUUACGAAUGCUUGCCUGCUACUUGCCAGUGUUGCCAGACUUUCGCUUCCGUAACCAUAAAAGUAGUAGAUAUGAGCGAUUAUAGCCGAAGCAGUUACACGAACGUGGCGAUCGAUUCAAAAUUGCUACACGAGCCGAUCACGAGGGAGAUGCUCUCGCACGAACCGUACACACCGGAAAGUGCCGAGUCGCGUUCGCCGGCGCCGGACAGAACCGAACCGAAGAACGAGUCGGUUUCGGCGGCUCAGCUCAAGAGCCGCCUGGAGUACAUUCUGAGUCUCGAACGGAAGUUCCCGAUGACGAGGUCGGUGUCGGCGAACGUGGACGUGAGAGCAUCGAACGAGAAUUUUUUUCGGAGUCGGGCCAUGUCCGAGGUGCCGAAAAUCAAGAAGAUGAGGCUGAUUGCGACGGACAGCGGAGGGUCGAUACACAGGCUGCAGAGCCACCACAGUUCUUCGGACGAGGAGUGGUACGAGUAUGAGGAUGAAAGUAAGAGCCUGGCCUUAAGUGCGACGAAUAGUGUAAAAAUAAAGGACACUAAAGUGACGAAAGUUCAAGAUAAAGUGGAUCCAUGCACGAGGUACAUUUACAUUCAAAACAUUGAUAAUCCCGUCAAGAUAUUUAGGGAAACCGCCGUUUAAAAAUAAGGAAAACGCAAAAAAAAGAAGUGGUAAAGAUGAGCUGCGACCAAAGUGUGCGAUUUCUACGUUUGUGCGUGGCGGUAAUCUCCGUUCGUGGGCUCAUCUACACUUGUACCUCCCACUAGCGCUGCACGCAACAGCCACCAUUUCCGUACUAGUUAAGAAUAAGUAUAUGCCAAAACUUGCCAAUAUGUACGUAUUUGGGUAUUUUAAAAGACAUCAUCGUCACCUCAUUAAGGGUACUUCACAGGUGUUUUCGAAAUUCUUACGUUUACGUUAUGUUAAUGGCUGUGUCGGUAAACUGAAUCUGUAUUUCCCCUAUGUAAGAGAGUAUAUAUUUUUGGGUAGUCGACUCAGUUUUUAGUAAAUGUGUGCAAAUCGGUGUGAAAAAUUGUAUGUUGUAAUGUUGGCCGAUUUAUGUACUUAUAUUAAUACAAAGCCCUUAAAACAAAAAAAAAAAAACAUUAAAUGUACUAGUCACGAAUACUUAAAAAAAGAUUUAUUUAAUUUUUUUGUUUACAAAUCACAUUUUUUUUAUACAUAGUUAUAUAUAAGUAUAAAAUUUUGGACAAAUUGGAACCAAAUAUUUAACCUGUAACAGUUGAAGAAAUAUGCUAAUGCAUAAACGUAGGCAUAUUUUCAUUUUUAGUCAGUCAUUAUAGUCAUUUUUCAACGUUCAUUAUGUGUUACAUACGUAUGUUUUUCUUAAAUUAAUGUUGUAAAUUGUUGUAACAUUAUAAACAAAAAAAAAUAUAAACAUUUGAAUGGUU